Messenger RNA from Eleginops maclovinus (Patagonian blennie), 1382 nucleotides. RefSeq names its product cilia- and flagella-associated protein 58-like. The coding region runs from base 195 to 1382 and encodes 395 amino acids. Lineage: Eukaryota; Metazoa; Chordata; Actinopteri; Perciformes; Eleginopidae. The transcript has 6 exons. The record is from RefSeq and is a predicted model, not a curated record.
AGACCGUAUGACGCUCAACCUGUUACCACACCUGCAUCUCAAGGGAGGUCGAGACAGCCGGAGAAGGAUCCCUCCGGACAGCCGGGGACCAAACUGGAAGACGUCCAGCUGGCAGGCUGAGCAGACAGCAGUGCGCCUCACAGAGCAGAGGACGCAGUGAAGGGCAACAUCCAGAGACCCAUCCCUGCUGGAUCAUGGGAAACCAGACUGGCAGAGAAAGUAAUGGCAGCACAGGUUCUCCUUUAGAUUUCUUCCAGACGCCUCCCACCACACCCUCAGAGGCAGAUCUGGCUGCCAUGGCCUUGUCCUCUGCAGCCUCCUCCAGUAAGACUCCAUCACCAGUCGGCAGCAGCCCCCCCUCCACCAGCUCUCCACUCGCAGAAUGGACCCAGAAACUGUCCGCUCCCUCAGAGUGGGCUGUGAUCAGCGUGGACAGCGUCAGCUCAGAGACAAAAGUGAGCGAUGCAGCAGUAAGGCAGCAUGGGAGGGCAACGGGCAGCCUGACGUCGCUGCCUCCGUCCAGAGGAUCGCCUACAGAGCACAGCUGGCAGGACGGGGACAGUGGACUGGAGCCGCAAGCUGCAGCAGACAGAGCCGGGGAGGAGAUGACGCUGGUGUUAUUCAGUCUGAUGGAGCACUACAGGGCCUCACUAGGCCUGACCCACAACACUGAUGUCACCACAGGAGCAGUAGAGCUGCUCAGGCGCUUGAUAAUGGAGAGAGAUGAGCUGGUGGAGGAGGUGGACCAACUGAGGGAGACACUCAGGACGGAGAGGUUGGAGUGGCAUCAGUUCCAGUGUGACCUGCAGGUUGCGGUGUCUGUGGCCGACCGGCUGCGGGUGGAGUCAGAGCAGGCCCUCAGUGUGAUGCAGGAGAGCCACAGAGCCGUGGAGCAGCAGCUGGCUCAGGCCCUCAGCAGACAGCAGGAGAAAGACACAGAGCUGGAGAGUCUGAAGGCGGAGCACAAAGAUGUCUGCAGCAAACUGAGUGAAGUGUCCCUGCAGCAGCAGCAGGAGCGAGCCGAGCUGGACGCUCUGUGGAAGGCAUGCAGGGAGAAAGACAUGACAAAUUGUGACAAACAAGACUCUGAGGUGGGGCAGAGGGAGGAAACACAGAAAGUUGUUUUGGAGAAACCCAGGGAAGUUGAAGCCGACACUGAGGCAAAAAAUGUUGAAAAGCAAAAGGAGCCAAAUAAUACAAAUCAACAAAGGGAGGAUCAAGGUGUGGGUCCUGACCCUGAGGACACUAAUAGAUCAGGCAGCACACAGCCGAGGGGGAAAGGGGUGGCGGAGGGAUACCUUCGCAGUCUGGCUGUGCUGGAGAAGAAGAAAGAUGUGCGAGAUCCAAGGAGGAUUGUGAUGCUGUCUGAAAGAUCUUGGUGA